CCCACAAUAUCACCCGGAGCUCAGAGAACCGGAGAACUUGAUCUUGACCAACACGUUUGGAUUCGUGGGAACUAAAUCCUCCCUCUGAGCUCUAAUUGCCUAAAAGGUUCCAUCUGCAGUCUCCAAUCCGCCCAUCUUGGACACAUUAUCACACUUUUUAUUUAUUUAUUUAUUUAUUUUUUCCUCCCACUCCUGGGAUUUAACCUUCACCCAGUCCGUCACUUCGCCCCCUCCUACCCAGAAAGAGGGUGUAAAGUUGGAGUCGGCCCGGAGAUGCGGUUCUUUUUCCCGCUGACUGUGUAUUGCAUCAGCCUGCUUUCCCUCCAGCAGGCUUUGCCGGCUGAGGAGAGACCGGGCACGAACAGGUUGGAUGUUCUCAACAAACUCAUUGGCCAGAAAGAGGAUAACGCUCCCGCUGCAGAAAGCCAGACUAUCAGCACGGUCCCAUCUUCACCCUUGAGCCGAUCCCCAAACCGGCUGCCUGGAUUCAUGAAGCAGCGACUGGCAUCAGGAGCAAGGACAGCCUCCCCGGCCUUGGCGUGGGUGCGGUCCACCGAGGCUUUGCAGGUUGAGCGACGGGCACCGAGAGCUCGUCGCCAUGCCCACUCACGAGGGGGUCACCACAACCAUCACCAUGCCAAACUGAUGCGGGUGGGUUGCGUCCUGGGGACCUGUCAAGUGCAGAACCUCAGCCAUAGGCUCUAUCAGCUUAUUGGCCAAACUGGCAGAGAAGACUCUUCUCCCAUUAAUCCCAGGAGCCCCCACAGCUUUGGAUGACUUCGAUAAAACCUCCAAAUAGCCACAGCAAGUCUAUCUAUUGCUCCAUUUAUUUAUUGUUUCUUAAUGUAUUAUUGAUAGUUAUUGCAUUAGAGUUUGAUGUAGUACACAACUUUUAUUAUACCCGCCUUAGAUGACUGUUGCUUCUAAUUUUUGUGCACAAUAUAUGGAUUUAAAACUUUAAAUCAGGACUGAUUGAAUCUUCUUUCAAGCCCCUGAACUGAUUUCUCCCACCAUCAUGAGAAAGUUUGGCUUUGAGGGUUAGUGAUGUCUUUCUGAAUCUCCCUCUGGAACGUUCAAAAGAAGCCAAGAGAUCUCAGGCUGAUGUUUAAAUCCUGUUAAUAUAAGAAUGAAGGCUUGUCUUCAACACCAUCCAGCGGCCUGGUCCUAUCUGCCCACUGACCUCCGCAGGAGUGGUUAUCCUGCCGCUCACUGAUCAAACACUUAAGCCAUUAAUGUGGAUUUGAAGCUGCAGCGUGAGCUGGAUUCCUGUCAGAACCAAUGUAUUCCUAGAGAACUCGUCGGCGACUCAGUGAACCCUUUUACCUCUUUUCUGUGGCCCCCUUUGUCUUAAUUUUGGACUCACAUGCAAUUUCAGAUUGAACACUGACACCCCUGGAGCAGGUCGCAAGUUUCCAGUUGCCUCAGAACUGCGAACUCAUCAUUCAGCAAGACUUUACCACAGAGAGAGGAGAGGGUCAGCUUCUGUUGCUUUGGAUGGAAUGCAAACAAACGGACUCCCCUAAGUAUCGCUUUCAAUUUUGAGCUGCACUGGCUGGUUGGCUAUCACAGCACAGUGAACGUUGGAGUCAUGGAUCAGUCCUCUGUCACGCCGCUGCUGCCAUUCUCCCUGCAGGGAGAAUGGCAGGACUUUGGACUGACAGCCGUUUAAUAAACCUAAAGGUUCAGUCACAAUGUGAGGGGUGGGAGGGGGCUGGGGGGCUUUCCAAGUCUCCCGCUGUCUGCGGCGCUAAAGUGAAAUACGCAAACGUGCAGAUAUUAAAGGCUUGGCAAAUGGUAAAAAUGAGCCCAUGUUCCCAUAGUUACAGUGUUGUCGAGUAGUUGUAACGGAGCGAUGUGGACUCUUGGUCUGGACGAAGAUGUUCCUGUUGAUGUUUCUCAGUAGCUCGAUAGUCGCUUUCAGUUCUAGAUCGAUCUCAUGAAACCAAAAACACAUUUGACCUUCUUUACGUGCCUUUGGACGUCUUAUGGACCAACUGAAGGACUUUUGUGAAAACUGCUGAGUGUGCACAUGAGUGCAUUUCUUCCUAAAUGUUUUCCUCUGUGUUUCAUUAAAGUGGAGGCUGUACAAGCCUGCAAUCUGCUCAUGAGCCAAGUCUUCGAUGCCAACUGUGUGAAGUCUUUUUUAGGAAGACUGAAUAAGAAAAGUUCAGCUGCAUGUUACAGUUGGUAAAACACCCUUAAUGUUGAUGUGUAAUGGGCUAAAUGGGUUUAAAUUAGUCCUGAGAUGAUGGCCAAAGGCUUUACGACUACAUUGCUGUUUUGUAAUGAGGGACCAGAGCAACCAAAAUGUUAGGUGUAGCAGUGCCCAGUUUCAAAUAUGUACACGAAAUAGCAAAAACCCAAGUCCUAACAUUUCCUCUCACUCUAUUUAUAUUCACGUCCGAAGUGGUGGGCAGACGAUGGACUGAAAAUAACCGAAGUUUCCUCAUCAAGAGUCCUAGAAUUGGGUUAAACCUUACAAAAACUGUAAAACAUAUAUUUAAUUUCUCUAUUCCAAGUCUUUACUAUAUGUUUGGCUACUCUUUAUGUCUUUUUAAAGGAUACAGGCCACUGAGCGAUAUCUGGUUAUUACUGACGUUAGUUUAAAAUCACCAAAUACCUGAUAGUACUUGACAAAUCGACUUUACAGUGUGCGCUUCUUUUAUAGCCUGAUGUCUUUCUCCUUUUUUACAUGUUUGCAUUUAGUCUCUUUUUUUGCUAAUCCUGCCUGUAAUUGUGGGGGCUGUGAGGUCACAGGUCACAAUAAUCAGAGGUCUUAACCUGUUCAAAGGCUUGUUGAGGUGCAACUCUCUGCUGUAAUGGAGCUAAUCAGUGUCUCGUGACCGAUCAUUAAAAGGCUUUUCAAACGCUAAAACAACCUGGUUGAUUUCUGUACUUUCCAGAAUGUCUCUCUCUCUCUCUCACACACACACACACACACACACACACACACACACACACACACACACACACACACACACACACACACACACACACACGAUACAUGUGUGUGUUUGCACUGCUAGCCUACCAGGAAACGUAUCUCCUGUGUUUGAUCUGCUCUGGAUCGCUGUGCUCCUGCUGCCUGUAUUUUAACGUCUUUUGUUUAAACGCAGUGUGUUCUUGUGACAUCAGACAUUGCUUCAUGUGGGGCUGUAUGAGCAAACUGUCCACGACCGCCGAUACGUCCGCACAGAGCAAGCAUCCAGAGCCAAUCAGGCAGGUUAACAGUGUUUCUGUUACAAACAGGCACAUCUGGUUUGUUUGCUUGUUUUCCAUCUGAGAGACACCCGAUCUUCUUUAGAUCACAGGAAGCACUUUAAAGCAUGUCUGUCCAACGUUUGUCACAACUUGAAUUUUGCUCCCUGUAACAGACUUAUGAAAAGCCCUGAUGUACUUGUGUAAAUGUGGCUGUCUGCGAAUGUGUUUGAAGAUGUCAGUGCCUUCCACGUGGCUUCACCGUGAGCAUCACGGGCACCUGUGAAUAUUUAGAUAAUCAACCAAAGUAUUUAAAAAAGUCAUGUAUUUAAGUUAUCUUUGUAUGUUUAUGUCUGUGUAUCACCAAAGUUGUUCCACUGCUGCUUAAACAUGGUAGGAAAAGAAGUCUGAACUGUAGUAAAGUCUUAUUUUUACUGUUUUUAUUGACUUUUGAAAUAAAAGGUGUUCUAUGGA
This is a messenger RNA of Maylandia zebra (zebra mbuna), 3672 nucleotides long. RefSeq names its product adrenomedullin 2a (gene adm2a). Gene Ontology annotation, cellular component: extracellular region. Lineage: Eukaryota; Metazoa; Chordata; Actinopteri; Cichliformes; Cichlidae. Gene Ontology annotation, biological process: positive regulation of heart rate; regulation of systemic arterial blood pressure; adenylate cyclase-activating G protein-coupled receptor signaling pathway. Gene Ontology annotation, molecular function: hormone activity. The record is from RefSeq and is a predicted model, not a curated record.